This is a messenger RNA of Oncorhynchus gorbuscha (pink salmon), 6276 nucleotides long. RefSeq names its product A-kinase anchor protein 12-like. Gene Ontology annotation, biological process: signal transduction; regulation of protein kinase C signaling. The transcript has 3 exons. The record is from RefSeq and is a predicted model, not a curated record. Lineage: Eukaryota; Metazoa; Chordata; Actinopteri; Salmoniformes; Salmonidae. Gene Ontology annotation, cellular component: cytoplasm. Gene Ontology annotation, molecular function: protein kinase A binding. Bases 2986 to 6276 code for a protein of 1096 amino acids.
GUAGCGCGGGCAAAUUAUUUCCUUUUCAGCUCCCAUACCCAAUGGCUUUUGCGGCUGUUUUCAUUUUGGGGGGGAUAUUCUGUGCCAUUGAAGUCGGUAUCUGUUCACACAGUACCGGACAGGACCGGGAGCCGCUACAGUUCUGUUCAUGGGGUCGACUGAAUCUGCGCAGCAGCGGGAGGAUAGCCGCAAGUGCGACGACGAGGAAGCUAAAGCAGAUGAGGAGGAGAGUGCGAACAACCUACAGGAUGGCGAGACUCCAGAUGCCAAGUUACUCCAAAAGAAUGGACAGAUGUCCGGGCUGAGUGAAAAAGCAGCGGGAAAGAUUGAGGUGGUCAACGGACUGUGUGAAGACAAGGGUCGUUGCAGACGUUGGUGAGACAAAUUCAGUUAUCAUUUCUCAGAAUAAGGACAUUCUGGAGACGAUAGAGACUCUCACAGAGAAGAUACCACCUCUGGAAAACAUGAUGGGAAGGAAUCACCAGAUGCAGACGAUGAGGCAUCAACAAAUGAGACUAAAACAGAAGUUAAAUUAAAUAAAGUCAAUGAACGUUUAAAAAAAUUAUUCAGUUCAAUUGGUUUAAAAUUUACAUUGAAAAAAGACUGACACAACACAAGAAGAAGUGAGCCCUAAGAAAGUAGAUGGAAGCAAGAACUCCUGAGGAUAUCAAGGACACAAAAGAGACCACUAUAGAUAAUGCUGGGGAGAAGAGCAGAUCAGAUCUGACUGAUGAAACAAUAAAAUCAAUUGUUGGUGAUACACCAAAAUAGUCUGUUAGCGAUACACUAAAAGAGCUUCUAGAUGAUACACUAGAAAAACUGGUUGACAAAAUACUAAAAGAGCCUGCUGAUGAUAUACCAGAUGAGCCUACUGAUGAUACACAAAAAGAGCUUCUAGAUGACACACUAGAAGAAGCGCAUAUCGACGAUGCACCGAAUGAGGUUGUUGAUGACACAACAGAGGAACCUGCUGAUGAUUGUACCUCUUGCCAUAUGAUGACAGACCUCACAUUUGUGACAUUUUCUCUAUAAAACCACCAAGGAACAUACCACAGAAAUGAUAGAACCUAAGGAGGAAGUCACACCUGAAGAAGUGGCAAAAGUAGAGAGAGAGGCAGAGGCACCAGCCCCACUGGUUCCGAAAGUUGACGAAAUGUCUCCAUUGAAACAUUUUUUCCUGAUAGGACAAAUACACAAGCAGGUUAAUCAAGAACCCACAAAAGAAUACAAGGUGGAACCUAAGGAUGAAGUCAAAGAAGAACCUACGGAAGAACCCAAGACCGAAUCCAAGGAUGAACCCAAAGAGGAACCAAAGGAAGAAGUCAAUGAGAAAUCUAAGGACAAAGUCAAGGAGAAAGUAGAGGAGGAAGUCUUCCCAACCGAAGAGACAGAGGCACCAGCACUAACCAUUCUGAAUGUUGAAGAACAAAUUAUAUCCCCAAUUAAGAAGUUUUUCACUACUGGAAUCUUUGCCGGUUUAAAGAAAAAGAAAAAGCUUAUAGAAGAGGAAACGCCCGAAUAUGCGACCGUUGAGAAGGAACAGGAACUGCAAAGCAUUGAAAAACAGGAGGACAUAAACACAGCAGAGGAAGCUGGACUUGAACAAGAACAAACAAAAGAGGAGAUCAGUCCAGGUGUUGAGGGGGAACAAAAUGAGAAAGAACUUCAAUUUGAAAUUGCAGCCACAAUGUUAGCCGGAGUAACAGAUUCCCUAGUGGCUGAGGCAUCCAAUGUCCCCAAACUCAUUAAGAGUAAUGUCCCUAAAAGUAGUGGAAACAGAGAGGAUGUUCUUGAAGAGCAGAGAGCUACUAAUAUAUUACAGACAAUUAUCUCAAAUGAAGCUGAACUUCUUAGUUCAGGAAGUUCAGUCCAGGAUAUUCUUGAAGACCUGUGUCCUUCUUGGAGUUUCGUAACCAUUAUAACAAAUAAAUUUGAAACAAAUGAAGCCAAACUUCUUAGCUCUCAAAACAAAGUUAAAACACAGGAAAUUCUUGAAGAGCAGUCUCAUUCUUGGGGAUUUGUCACAGUCACAGAGGAUGUUCCUGAAGAGGAGCCAGCUCCUGUGGUAUUACUGACAGUUACCUCAAAUGAGGCUAAACUUCUUAACUCUCAAGAGAAAGCUAAAACCCAAGGAAGUCCAGUCCAGGAUAUUAUUGACAAGCAGUCUUCUUCUUGGGGAUUCCACACAGUUAUCUCAAAUGAAGCUGAACUUCUUAGCUCACAAGAGAAAGCUAAAAAUCAAGGAAGUCCACUGAGGAAGCUCUUGUCUGGGGCUGGUUUGAAGAAGCUUACUAGGAAGAGGAGAGGUAGUAAACCAGACAAGUUGACUGGAUCUGGUGAGCAUGUAGCUGAGGAUCUACUGUCAUCCACAGAUUCAGUGGAGUACCAGAAAGAAGAAAGUACUGCCUCUCUGCCAGAUGAAUUAUCAGCAGAUCAGGUAAAUGUGUCUGCUCAGGCUGGGUUGAGCCACGAAUCAGAUGAUGUAACUUCUGACAUUGAAAGGAAGAAGGAUGGUACCUGGACUUCCUUCAAAAAACGAAUGACACCCAAAAGACAUCUCAAAAGAUCCUCUGAGAGUGAGGAUGAGUCAGCACUUGUAGGCUUACAUGAGGAGCCAAAGCAAAGUGAAGGGGAACAGGUACUAGAACAUAUCACAGAAGAGCCCAAAAAAAAGGUUGAGAUAUCUGUUUCUUGGGAGGCUUUCCUAUGUGGAUCUGCAAAGAGGAGGGGCAGAAAAACAUCGGACUCAGAGGAGCAAGUACCCAUGAAUGAAGGUAAAAUACUAAGUGAACCAGGAAACACUGCAGCGUCGCCAUUGGACAGUUCUCAGGAGAGAGGCUAUGAACAUUUUACCUCUUUCCCUGAGCAAGUUGGAAGUCCCUGGGGAGUGAAGGGGUGUCUACAUGGAAAUACCUUAAAAAGCUGAUCACCCCCAAAACAAAGGCAAAAACCGAGGAGGCUGUCAAAGUUAACUCACCAGAGCAGAUGCAAUCUGGCAUCGAAAUCACCAAAGAGAAGUCUUCUUUUUCUCUAAAGAAACUCAUCCCUGGACGCAAAAAGGGAAAGCAUGGAGAAAAGCAGGAACCAAUCUCUUCUGACAAGGCAGAUAUGGGUGUUGGAUCGGACUUUGAGGAGGACUCUGAAACGCCAGCAGUGGUCCCCAUGUCAGAGUUUGAUGCAGAAGAGCAAGGAGAGAAACACAACAUAUCAACUGAGGCUGUUAUAGAAACUCUAUUACACAUAACAGAAGAAGAAACCCAGCCAGACGUCUCUAGCACUUUCACCGAAUCGACCAUACCCAAAGACACCCUGCCCACUGAAGCAGAGAAGGCAAAAUAUACUGUGGAACAGUUGGCCCCAUCAACAUCCCCCACUGCUAUGAAAAACUUUGAGCACCUUACGGAAUUCAUAAGUAAACAUCAGCAACUUAGUGAUAUACCUGAAGAAGCCACUCAAGACGAUACCAUAGCCGAGGACCUAAUAGAGUUGACAUCUGAAGCAGUCACUGCCCCAGAACCUCUAGAUGAAGAAACAACAGAAAUGGUUUCAGCAGUGUCACAGCUGACAGAUGAGUCCCCCAAAACAUCAGGCAGCACAACACCUGUCCCAAUAGAAUACGAGUUAAAGGAUACAGAGUUACUUCUGCAUGAGACUGUUGAUACCAUUAGCAGAACCCAAACUCUCUCAUUGGUAAAUAGAAAAGGCCCACAUCUGGAAGCUAUUUCAGUUUCUCCACAAAUAUUACACACACCAAAAGAGAAGGAAGCAACAGUUUUGAUAGCUCAUGAAAAAUCAGAUGCAGUUGAAAUCCGCACAGGUGAAGAGUCUCAACAAAUUGAUCUUGUUGAUAAAAGCCCAGUGACUCCUAUGGUAGAGUGUCCAUCUGAGGUCACUGAGGUAGUACCCACAGAGUUGGCACCUGAGGACACUGAAGAGUCUGAUGCUGCAAGAAUCACUACAGAUGAUUUACACAAAGCUGAAGAUGAAUCAAAUCCAAUCAUGCUCAUAGAAACUGAAAAGGACCCACCCAAUGAGUUAGAAGAGGCAAGACCAGAACUUGUAGCCUACAUUAGUUCAGAAGAAGGUGUAGCUCAGGUUGACGAAAAGGUGGUAGCAGAAGAAACUCCACAGCCUGAUACAGAGAGUCUGGAUGUAUCAUUCACAGACAAACUUAUCUCCAUACAACCUCUCACGGAGUUCACUCUUGAAGAAGAGAAAGCAGAAUUCCUCGAUGUUGCGGAGGAUGCUGCAGACAAUGAGAAUGCACCAGUUAUAGAAACAAUCACAUGUGAGGUUCAAGAUGUCACAGCUGCAAUGCAUGACGUUUCAAUGUCGGAACCAUCUGACGUUCUGGAAUGUUUGAUUGCCAUAGUGACACCUGAAGUAGAAUCCCCAGAGAAAAGGGAUCCUGUGGGUUCUCUAAGACCACUUGAAGAAGCAAGACCAGUACUUGUCACCACCGUUAAUUCAGAAGAAGCUCAGGUUGAAAGAAAGGACGUUCUGAAAACUUUGAUUGCUGUAGUGGCACCUGAAGUAGAAUCCCCAAAGAAGAAAGAUCCUUUGGGUGCUCUAAGACCACUCAUAUGCUCUGCUAUGGUUCAGACACUAAAGGUAGAGGACAUGGUUGUGAUGAAGAAUUUGCCUUCAGCACAGUUUGUUGAUGGCCAUGUGAUCCAAGUACAAGUGACGGAUGCAGAGCUAAAGUCAGCUGAAGAAAUAGUUGAGAUAGUGCUUGAAAUGGGCUCAUCUGAUGCAAAUGAUCACAAGAUUCUAUUACAACAGGUGAACACUGAGAUUAAAUCAGAUGAAGCAAAUGUUAAUACAACCUGUGAGGUGGGCUCAACUGAUGAUCACGAGAUUAUAGUACAAGUGGCAGAUGCACCGUUAAAGUCUGCUCAAGUAAUUGUUGAUCAAGGGCUUGAAAUGGACUCAACCAAUGUCACUGAUCAUGAGAUCCAAUUGAAAGGGUUGGAUGUAGAGAUUGAAUCAGCUGAAACAAUUGUUGAUACAGUUCUUGAGGUUGUCUUAACUGAUGUCAAGGGUCAUGAGAUCCAGGUACAAGUAACAGAGGCAAAUGCUGAGAAGGGUUCAGCUGAAGCUAUUGUGGAGACAGCACUUGAGGUGGUUUCCUCAACCGAUAUUAAAGAGGUCAUAGACGUUUGUGACAAAAUGGAGGACGAAGGAGAGGGUGAGAAUGCCACUGAGAAGAUUGAGGACGACAUGUUUGAAGAGGCCAGCAGUAUUAUAACUCAGGAAAUUGUCCAACAUGUGCAGCAGAACUCAUCAGAAGACCCCAAUGCUGUACCACAAUCAAGUGAAAAGGCUGAAGUUGAAUUAUCGAGUGAAGCAGAAGUUUCAAAAUCACCAGAGAAUACACCAGCGGUCGCAGUUAUAGAGAGUCAAGGACAUCCACAUGUAACUGCACAGGUGCAAAAGACAAUUAAUUUAUUUGAAAACUACUUCGAUCUUAAUACUCAGGGAAUUGCACAAGAACCUUCAGAAAAAGAAACGGAGCCCUCGAUUGCUCUCGAAGUUGAUACAGUACGUGAGGAUAUAAAAACUCCUGAGGCAUUUGUAGAGCCCACUUCUGAAUUCAACAGCAUACCUGAUGACACAGUUCCCACUACAUUUGCAGAGUCUUGUUCACAGGCAGAUGUGCAAGAUGUUUUUGGAACAGAGGCUGAAUUCAUGAUUUAUUCUGAAGUAGAUCAAGCCAUUGAUGUUUCAGACUCUACUAGCGGGCAUGAGAAGGAACUAGUGGGAAUGGUAGUAGAAUCAGCAAAGGAAUCAGUGGAGUCGUUUGAAAAGAGACUAUCUAUUGAAUCCCAUGUCCAUGUCCACAUUAAACCCAGAAAUACUGGAGUUGUGUCUGCGGGAUUAGAGUCACCACCGCAUGCUAUUUGGUCACCUCCAAGUACUACUGCAGAAGUUGCAGUGAAUACUGACAGCCUUCUAACAGAAUCAAUAGAAAGUGCAAGUACUAUUGCAAACAGUUCUGCGAAUACUGACUGUGUUCUAACAGAAUCAAUGGAAAGUGCUCAACUUUGUGAAGUCAGUCAAAUUGAGCAAACCAGUGACACUGCACCUCAUACCCCACCUGCAACAGUGCUGUACACCCUAAACCCUGAAACAGAACAGGUAAUGACCAAUGCAGUAGGGUCUAACCCACACAUAGAGGAAGAGAAUGACCUAGAACUGUGGCUGGAUGCUGAGGAAGAUAUUGGCACGGUAAAAUCCAGUAUCUUGGAGGUUCUAAGCAAAAAAACAGAGGAGUAG